This is a messenger RNA of Amoebophrya sp. A25, 4512 nucleotides long. The record is from the annotation of a GenBank genome assembly. NCBI's taxonomy places the organism in Eukaryota, Dinophyceae, Syndiniales, Amoebophryaceae.
AGGCUUGUCCCUUUAAUACCCCCCUACUCUCCCAUUAUCGCAUCUAUGCUUGGUCCCCUCGUGGUAGUUUGAGAUGUGAAAGAAAAAUGAUCAUGCUAAUCAUGCGUGAUAGAUUCCAUGUACAUAUUAUAUUUGAAGAAGAUAUGAAGAUCAUGCAUGAUUCGUCGCUCCUAUUACGUAUUUAUAAUCAAUUUCAUUCAAGAAUGUGAUUCCAUUCUUGCUAGCAUUCUUGUGAAGUUUGUAGUAAAUCAGUUUUAGUGAUUACUUCAACAAUGUCGUUAUUGCCAGUUACAUCAUGACGAACAGUAUGACCUCUCCGGGACGGGUUCCCGAUGAGCCGCCCUCGACGAACAAAAUCCGCGUGAAAUUUCUACGUGAUGACGGCUCGUCUUCCGUUCCCGAUGGCGAUGAAACGACGGCGAUCAUAUCCGCCAAACCGACAUCGCGCUUGGAGAAGGUCGCACGAUGCUGGUGCGAACGUGCGGGAAAUUGUGACUUCUCCGGACAACAAUUUUUCCUACUGAGUCACGCAGAACAAGGAACCGAAAAUCAGGAGAAACAAAAGCCUACUCGUCUGGACGCGACACACAUGCAGAAACACCUACGAGAUAUAGCAUCUCUGACCAUGGGAGUGACCGGGAGUACUCAACAGGGUAGUUCCUUGGUGGACCAACCACAGGAAAUUGUCGUCUUAGUUCGGCAACGUCAAACCGUGUUAUUUCGCGCGAAAGCAGAAGUCUUAUGGGAGUUGAUGCUGGACAAUCGCCGUGUAGAAGGAGAAACCAGUAGAAAUGGAAGUAGACUCUUAGCAGUACCACAACUGCCAGACAACGCUUCCGAGGAAAUAUUCGGAAGCCAGUUCUUAGCCGAACACUUCCCACAGCUUGCUUUGGACGAAGAAGGAUGGUGCGCUGGGAACAUGGACUUGAUGUUACACAAAGCAAGGCAGAAUUCUUCUUCCGAGACUACGGGACACGAACUCAAUGGAGCUACAACAACCUCGACUGCACCUACACAUCUGCUCUCCGCACACUCGCUCGCCAGACUUGUACAGGAUCAAUUCUUGUGCAAGUUUUGCUCCUUGUACGGCAGAUAUUGGGACUUUGAGAUUGCCGUGUCGCGAUCUUCAAGCGUAACGACUUCAUCCUCAAGUAGCAGCUCAUCAAAAACAGGGGAAAACGAAAAGGCAGAGGGAGCUGGUGUCGCAGAAACGAUAACUACAAGUAGUGUCACACUGUCAGCCGACGAUAUUCUUGGGCUGGUUUCUUUUGCUGAAGAUCUUAGUGCUGUCAAUGGGGUUAAGUUUAAAGAGCUAGAUUCUUUAAUAGUCGGCUCGGGUUCUGAUUCGAACUCACAUACAGGAGUUACGACGCCCAGCACGACUUCUAUCGAGAUUACUGCGACAGCGAGAAAAUUGAAAAUGUAUUUGCGGUUGAGCUCCUCUGGCUUUGCUUCCGCAGGAACGGUGAUAGUGCCGGCACAUCAGCGCGUAGCAGGUAUAAAGAGCAUCCUUGGGGAAGGCGACAACGCCAAAAUCGAAGGCGCGCACCAGGCUGCCUUUUAUGCCUUAGCCCCCGCAAAGCAUGUGGAGUUGAUGAAUCAGUGUGCGAAUAGUGCUGAGAAGAACGCCCUAAUGAAGAAACUCGUAGAUGCAAGGGCAGACCUACUAGCAAUGAGCAAGAGUAGUACCAAGUACAACAGCACCUCUCAAUCUCACUCUAGCCCCACAACGGCGUUCUCAAAUUUGUGGGGCUCUAGUGGUGUUCAGUGCAUGGUCGAUGAUGAAACGGUUGGGCGCUACUUCUUGCUUGAUAGUAGCAAUGAGCAGCAGGAAAAUCAAAAUAAGAGCCCUGCUUCGAAUAAACCAAGCACUUCGACUAGCGUACUGGUCGUGCAGCCGGAGACCAUGUUAAAGUUGAAUUUUUCGACUGAUUGGGGCCAGGCGCAGAGCUUUUCUGUUUUCGAUUGCUUCACGCUUGCCUACGUCCUAGCACAGUGGGCCAAUCCAAACCUCACAGGGGCAAAGUGCCUCAAAUUUCCGGAAGGAACAGAUAAUGCUGUCUUAUGUUGGGACAGGAAGGCCAAAACCAAAGAAGGAGCGUUUGGACAAUCCACAGGGGCCUCAAGCUCCUCUGCAACCUCGAACUCGCAGAAUGAGCACGCGACUCCCUCUUCAUCUUCAACUACAUCGCUCUAUUUUUACAGCAUUGUCAUUCAACAGCAAACCAAAAAGAACGCGGUCGUGUCUGGGGAAGGAGUUACAUCGAACACCUCCUGGCGCACUGAGAAGCGUGUCUUGCAGCGUGUACGGCGAAGUGACACCCCGUGGCUGCUUUGCUGCAGUGCCGACGCCGCAGACAUUCGCAUUUUUCGAAACGAUGAGGCGGCUUCUGAGUGGUUAAGAGAGCGAGCGGAAAAAUACGAAACGGAUGUAGCGCAGGCACGACAGCGACAGGCACCGGCCAAGAUGAAUAGCUCUGGGGUUGCUGCUGAGGAUCACGAAAUACCUGCGGAAUUACCAGGCCAAAAGCACGCCGGACGCCCAUCGAGUGCUGGAGGGGCGAGACGGUCGACAUCGCAGAGAAAGUCCAGUCCCAAUGCAAAAUCGAAAGCAAAAAUGGCUGCUGCUGCUGCCUCGUCAUCUACUUCUAUUCCGAAGAAGCAGAGUGCACCCAAAAACGCUACUCCGCAUGACUCUGCGUCUACAGACGCCAUCUUCGCGACCGCAGAUGAUAUGAGGCAAGUGGCGCACGAAGGACAAGUCCUGGCUCGUCUGCAUCGUCAUGCUAUGCGGCGACAGCGAAUAGCAAAGCAAUUCGGCGACGAGGAUAGCGAAGAUGAGGAGGAAAAUACAGCCGCACUAUUCGGAGAGGGCGAAGAUGCUGGUGGUGAUGGACUUACAGUAGGUGGGAGCAAGGAAGAGAUAGCAUCGAGUGGAGAUGAUCAUGUUGUUACAGACGUUACAGGGCAACAGAGCGAGCAACGACUGAUCAUGUCUUCGUCUAGCUACAGCGGGGGAAUAGAGACAAAUGGCAUAGGUCCAGCCUUGCCUGAACAGAAUAACAAACCCAGCAACGACCCUGAGAAUACGAAGGCAGGUGACCCGGAUCAUCCACAAGAAAAGCCAAAUGGCGUUACUGCAGAUAAACAACCCCCUCAAGGAACUACCACAACCACGCCGUCAAGCUCUACAAGUAAGACUGGCCAAAACAUGCCUCUUUCUCCUAUGCCUGAUCCCGCCUCUUAUCGUGAAGUUGCGAUUGGCGGUGUUCCUAUCGUCAAAGCACGCCCUUUGAUUACGAGGCCAGGAUACUCUGAACUCCACGGCUUAGACUCAGACGACGAGGGCAAACCCAAGAAACGGCGACGGCUUGUGCAAGGUGGAAAGAUCGCACGGAAAAGGAGCGCCGAAAGCAUUGCUGACGACUCAAGUAACUUUGUUAACCAAGAACUGCUUGAUGGUGGAUUAGGAUCAGUCUCGAUUGAACACGAAGGUCGAGCUUCGACAUCUGCGUCUGCCAUCGACGGAUGGCCCCCUGGAGUAGACCAAGCGAUGAACAUACCAUCAGCUUCCGGUCCCUUUCCAGCCGCAUCUAUGUUGAACCGAUCCGUGUCGGCUAGUGGCGCGUCCUCCUCGUCAGGAGGAAGAGCACGAGCCAAUCCACCUCCGCCUCCACCAGGACGUGGCAGAACGCGUCGUGGGCGUGCUGCUGCACAACAGCAAUUCCAAGUGAUGGAUUUGAAUGAUGGAUCCAUUCUAGACGCUGGAAAUUUUGGCGGUGAAGUGAUGAGCCAAAAGGAAGCCUACGAGCUCGCUCUGGCUAUGUCCUUGUCCAGUAUGCAGGAGGAAGAAGAGCAGAGGAAAAAGAAUGAAUCCAAGUCAUCUCGUCCUGCUGAAGGUGAGAGUAAUGCUGAAGCUGAUGGUCGUAUUGAUCCUGAACAGUACCAAGUAGAGCAGGGUGGUGAAGAUGGGGAGCAGCAACCUUGUCCAUUGGAAAAGAUCAGGGGGGAAGAAGAUGAUUUGCUGCACGACGACCUUGAUGGUGCCCCCGCGGACCCGAUUAAUUCCGAUCCAAGAGGUUCACGCUCACCCAGAUUGGAAGGCGUUCAAGACGGAGUGCCCAAUGAUUUUCCACCUGCGCAAGCAUCACAUCAUGCUGAAAAUCGUCCGCCACUUCAAUUGGCAGCUCCAUCAGGCAGCCCUGCCAACGCACCAGUGGAAUCUUCCCCAGAUCCGGAGAGCAGUGCCCAAGAGUUGGACGAAUUCUUUGGACUGCUGCUACAAGGAGGUCCCUCAGGGUGACUCGGACCUGCUUGCCUCGCAUGUUCUUACAACCCUAAACCGAAUUAUAUGUAAUGUUUUCCUCUGCUGUUUCCUUUCCGAUAAUGAUAUACGUAAAACUUGCGGAUUCAUCUUGUUGUUGAUUCUCAGCCUUUGUCAACUACAGUGGCCGCAACCUACACGCUCAAAUGUGACGCCUCAAUCAGACACUAGAAGUAGGCCCGAUGCAU